Messenger RNA from Exophiala mesophila, 2619 nucleotides. RefSeq lists its product as uncharacterized. Gene Ontology annotation, molecular function: transmembrane transporter activity. Gene Ontology annotation, cellular component: membrane. The transcript is spliced from 2 exons. The coding region runs from base 248 to 2038 and encodes 596 amino acids. The record is from RefSeq and is a predicted model, not a curated record. Gene Ontology annotation, biological process: transmembrane transport. Lineage: Eukaryota; Fungi; Ascomycota; Eurotiomycetes; Chaetothyriales; Herpotrichiellaceae.
CAACACGGAUGCCAUCUCAUCUGUUGUUCUCGCUCCGUGUCUCUCUGUCGCUGUGUCAGAAUCAUCUAUAACCCUGUAUCACCAUGGCGUGGUUCUUAUAAACCAGUCAUCAGAAUGGUGCACACCUCGUCUCGCCAGUCUCGCCAUUACUGACGUCGUCUCCCCCCACCUUCAACCUCAACCUCACCUGCGAUCGUACCUUCCCUUUCUUCUACACCUGCCAUCUACAGGCAGGCAGUAGGUCGCCAUGGCGCCUGCCUCUCCCUCCACCGUCCCUCGUAUCUCAUCCCUCGACUUCGACAUCAGCCGCAGGAGUUCUAGGAGAUCACACGACUCUCAUAGAAGGAUUGACGAUGACGACUUCGACUUCAUGGGCCAGGUUGCUCAAGAGAUCAUCGAGCGGGAUCGUCUUCGAAUGCGUCGAGAGUUCAUCCGUGUCAUGAGCUUCGCCUGCGCUGUCCUCAGUUGUCUAUGCGCCGGCUCCAUUACCUCCUUCUCCCUCUACGGCUCCCGCUUCCUUGAGGAUCUCGGCUACACCCAACUGCGAGUCAAUGCCGUCUCCAUCACUGCCGAGUUGGCCAUGUACCUUCCCGUUCCAAUCUUUGGAUACCUGUGCGACCGAUACUCUCCUCCUCCGUUGUCUCUCCUGGCCUGCUUCCUCUUUGGCUUCGGCUAUAUCCUCGCUGCCUAUACCUACAAGUCUGGCCCCCCUCCAGAUGCUGCCCAGGACGGACAGGGCUGGCCCUUUCCCGUCAUGAUUCUGGCGUUUGUUGGUAUUGGAGCAGGCACCAGCUGCAUGUAUCUGUCCGCUGUCGCCACGUGUGCAAAGAACUUUGCCGCUGCAAAAUAUCGCGGUUUCAUGCUCGCUGUUCCCAUAGCUGCCUUUGGCUUGAGUGGUAUGUGGGAGUCGCAGGUCGGUGCACAUCUUUUAUCCGAGCGACUCCCCAAUGGCGGUCGAGGUGAUCUCGACGUCUUCCGAUACUUCAUCUUCCUCGCCGGCACAUUGAUUGGUGUCGGCUUGCUAGGCGUCAUUGGCCUCCGCAUUGUCGACGAAGAAGAACUUAUUGAUCAUGGGGUUGAAGCACUCGAGCAGAGUGGUUUGCUCCAGGAAAGCGAGUUUUACCACGACUCAGAAUCGGGCUCACCUGUUAACUACGGCACAUUGCAACACGAUGUCAAUUCGGGCGCCACCACACCCUCAGAUACGAGCUCUGGCCCGCCCCUCGACCUGUCCGAGUCCCAGAUGCUCAAGAAACGCGAGAUGGACCACCGACUCCGGAAGAAGAAAUGGUGGCUCCUCAACCAUGCCACCCACACUUUCCUGACCGAUCGCACCAUGUGGCUGUUGGCUGCGGGGUUCUUCCUGCUAACGGGUCCUGGUGAAGCAUACAUCAACAACCUCGGGACCAUCAUCCCAACCCUGACUCCCAAACACUACUUUGACCUGACAGCACCCCCGGCUGGACAUGCCUCGACCCAUGUGUCCAUCAUUGCCCUGGCCUCGACCUUUGCCCGCCUCUUCACCGGCACCUUGUCAGACCUCUUCGCGCCGCCUUCCAACCCCGAAACUCCUCCCUCCGCCGGGUUCAGCUUCUCACGCCUGGUUCUCUUACUGCCAUCGGCAUUCCUGCUGCUCUUUGCCUUCCUCAACUUGGCUAUCCCCUCCCUCACUGCAGCCACACCCUCACUCUUCCUCCUGUCCUCGGGCCUCCUUGGGUUAGGGUACGGCGCCUCUUUCUCACUCGUACCCAUCAUUAUCAGCGUUGUGUGGGGCGUCGAGAAUUUUGCCACCAAUUGGGGCGUUGUCGCCAUGAUGCCUGCUGGCGGUGCCGCCGUCUGGAGCAUCGUCUACUCGCUUACUUACUCUCACGCUAGCCAUGGUGGCGGCGAUAUCGGCAUCCCUGAGGGCCGCGACGAGUGUAUCGGUUACUCUUGUUUCGGUGUCUGGGCGUGGGGUUGCGCUGUCAGUGUUGCCGUCGCUAUUGUCCUAUGGUCUAUCGCCUGGAAGACAUGGAGAAGUCGAAAUGUUUCAGUCUAAGGCAUUACGGCAUUCAGGAUUCGCCUCCAUGAUGAUUAGAGAUUAGGACCGCUGCUCGAUACUCUUUCCCUCACGUCCCUUGGGACGACUGAUUGACAUCGUCUCUCAAUCACACAAACCCACUUUCUCGCCGUCUCCUCCUGCCACACCUCUACAUUUACAUCCAUUGAUAUAUAUACGAACAAUUAACCAUAGCGCGGGGUGUUAUCUUUUGUUGUAUUGGCAUUGAGGCCCGCACCCACGAGGCUGAUUGAUCAUGGACUUUGAUCGAUGCAUUCCAAGAGACCAUCCCAUGCUCAACCAGGGACAAUAGCUUGUGCCUGAGAGUUUUGUGCGGUACACAUUCUUCAGUGUUGCUCGCCAUUGGGCUGGAUUUUUUGGAGGGGCUUAUGUGACGUGGAAUUAUCAUAGCGACUAUUCAAUGCAGCUAGAUAUCAUUGUCAUCUGUCUGACUACCUAUUUCGGAUCUCGUAAAGAUAUAUCGCAGGGUCCAGUCUCAAACUACAAUAUCAUAAACCACAUCAAGUCUACUAUGCUAUAGUAUAUAGCAUUCGAAUUCAAUGGUUGGAUUUUCGCACUGA